Molecule: messenger RNA, 5023 nt
Organism: Postia placenta MAD-698-R-SB12
Lineage: Eukaryota; Fungi; Basidiomycota; Agaricomycetes; Polyporales; Adustoporiaceae
Exons: 13
Coding region: 1-4761 (1586 amino acids)
Biological process (GO): phospholipid translocation
Cellular component (GO): plasma membrane
Molecular function (GO): ATP hydrolysis activity; ATP binding; ATPase-coupled intramembrane lipid carrier activity
Source: RefSeq, a predicted model, not a curated record
AUGUCUUUCUUCCGGCGACACCCACAUCAAGACGACUUGGAACACGAUGACGAAGACGGCAUCGACCCAGAGCUGCGCCUGCGAACCGUGCGAACGGCGGCGUCGACGCUCGCAGAGACGGCACGACAGGAGGAGCGGUCAGAGAGGAGGCGGCUGUCAAUGAAGGGCAAGGCGUUCUUCCAUCGCAUGUCGCAGAAGAAGAAGACGCGCGAGUCGGCUACCUCGCAGGCGAACGCUCCUGAGGUGCCGACUCCGCCCGUCGCGGGUGUACGCAGGAAGAUCUACGUGAACUCCCCUUUGCCUCGCGAGGAGCUCGAUUCUCGUGGUGAGCCGGUGGUGCGUUACAAGAGGAACAAGGUCCGGACGAGCAAGUACACUAUCAUCACGUUCUUACCCAAGAACCUUUACGAGCAAUUCCGACGGGCGGCCAACAUCUACUUCCUGGCACUGGUCGUUGCAGAAGUGUUCCCCCUCUUUGGUGCUACUACGCCGCAGCUCGCGGCGCUCCCGCUAAUCUUCAUUUUGGGCAUCACCGCCAUCAAGGAUGGAAUAGAAGAUUACCGCCGCGCGCGACUGGAUGAGGAGGUUAACACAUCCCCAUCGACCAAGCUCGGACAAUGGCGGAACGUGAACCAGCCUACGGACCCACGGUCAUGGUAUGAUAAGGUUCUAGGGCUCAACAAGCCAGGAAGAGUGACGCGGGGCGUGCGUCGCCUGCGUGAACGUGAGGCGGAGGAGGGCAUGCAGAUCGUGCUGAGCAAGGGGCUGGAGGGUAACCUGGUAAGCAUGCGGGUAUCGAAUGACCCAAAUGCGUCGCUGUCAUCGUUACCGCCAGCGGGCAUGCAGAGGAGGGGGGACUCGGUAAGCUCUAUCGCGGAAUUCCACAGCUACCCUCCAAAGGCUGGCGAGCCGAAGCUUGUCGAUAUGCCUGGGCCCGGGCACGCGCGACUAGGUUCGUGGGCUGGCGGCUCUGGCACGCUCGCGAUUUACCAGGAGUCCGUGAGGUCUCGGUCAUCAAUUGGUGUAGUCAACGACGGGCAGCGGAUGGCGGGCUUUGCCCGCUGGGAACGGACACUCUGGAAGAAGCUUGAGGUGGGUGACAUCGUACUGUUGCGGGAGAAUGAGCAGAUCCCUGCGGACAUUGUUGUUCUGUCGACGUCGGACCCGGACAACAUGUGCUACGUCGAGACGAAGAACCUGGACGGCGAGACGAACCUGAAGCCGCGGAAGUCCGUCCGCGCAACAGCGUCGAUCACGUCUGAGGAGGACGUGGAACGCUCGUCAUUCGUGCUCGACUCGGAGCCUCCACACCAGAACCUGUACCUGUACCACGGUGUUCUGCGUUACCGGGAGCCGGAGCAUGGGGAGCUAAAGCAGGAGUCAGUGUCCAUCAACGAGAUGCUCCUCCGUGGGUGCACUCUGCGGAACACGGCAUGGGUCAUCGGGCUUGUUGUUUUCACCGGCCCAGACACAAAGAUUAUGUUGAACGGCGGCGCGACUCCGUCAAAGCAGUCUAAGAUCGAGAAGGAGACGAACUUCAAUGUCAUCGUGAACUUCGUCGUCCUGUUUGGGAUGUGUCUCAUCUCAGCCAUUGCCAACGGGCUGUUCGACGCGAAGAGCGGGACGAGCGCUGACUUCUUCGAGAUCGACGAGAAUCCAUCAUCAUCUCCUGUUGUUAAUGCCAUAGUCACCUUUGUUUCGUGCCUAAUCGCCUUCCAGAACAUCGUCCCCGUUUCCUUGUACAUCUCCAUCGAAAUUGUCAAGACGAUCCAGGCGUACUUCAUCUCACAGGAUAUUGACAUGUACUACAAGCCACUCGAUGCAGCUUGUGUCCCCAAGACGUGGAACAUCUCUGACGACCUCGGCCAGAUCGAAUACGUCUUCUCCGACAAGACGGGCACGCUCACGCAGAACAUCAUGGAGUUCCAAAAGUGCUCCGUACAUGGAGUCUCCUACGGCGAGGGCGUUACCGAGGCGCAACGUGGCGCGGCUAAGCGUGACGGCACAGGCGAGUUGAUGGAUCCUCUGGAACAGGACCGGCAGCUGCGGGUUCUCAAGCAAGACAUGCUCUCCAAGAUGUCCAACACGUUUAAGAAUCGCUACUUGCAGGAGGACAAACUUACCCUCAUCUCGCCUAAGCUGGCGGAAGACCUGGCUAAUAAGGCAUCCGAGCAAAGAGGCCAUCUCAUCGCAUUCUUCCGUGCACUUGCUGUCUGUCAUACUGUCUUGUCGGAUCGUCCUGAACCACUUGAGCACCCCUACCACCUGGAGUAUAAGGCCGAGUCGCCUGACGAAGCUGCUCUAGUUGCUGCUGCUCGCGAUGCCGGAUUCCCCUUCAUCCAGAAAUCACGCGAUGGUAUCGAUAUCGAAGUAAUGGGCCAGCCGGAGCGGUACACUCUCCUGAAUGUACUCGAGUUCAACAGCACGCGGAAACGCAUGAGCGUUGUCGUCCGCAACCCACAGGGCCAGCUCAUCCUGUACUGCAAGGGUGCCGAUAGCGUCAUCUACCAACGCCUCGCUGCUGAUCACGACCCCGCGAUCAAGGAGAAGACUUCGCAGGACAUGGAGGCAUACGCUAACGGUGGUCUACGUACGCUGUGCAUCGCGCAACGAUACUUGAGCGAGGAGGAGUACGUGGGUUGGCAGCGCGUCUAUGAGGACGCGACUAACUCGAUCACGGACCGUGACGCGGCGAUCGACAAGGCAAACGAGCAGAUCGAACACUCGCUUACGAUACUCGGUGCCACCGCUCUAGAGGACAAGCUGCAGGAAGGUGUACCGGAGGCCAUUGAGCUCCUUCAUCAGGCCGGUAUCAAGCUUUGGAUCCUCACUGGUGACAAGAUUCAGACGGCUAUUGAGAUUGGCUUCAGCUGCAAUUUGCUCAAGAGCGAUAUGGACAUCAUGAUCUUAUCCGCUGAGACAGUGGAAGCUGCUCGGUUACAGAUUGAGGGUGGUCUGAACAAGAUUGCAUCAGUGUUGGGACCGCCCACGUUGGACCCGCGGAAACGUGGGUUUGUAUCUGGAGCGCAGGCAUCGUUCGCCGUUGUGAUUGACGGCGAUACACUGCGCCAUGCUCUUUCACCUACUCUGUCGUCCCUCUUCUUGAACCUGACUACUCAGUGCGAGACCGUUGUCUGCUGUCGUGUCUCUCCCGCUCAGAAGGCUUUGGUUGUCAAGCUGGUCAAAGAAGGGCGAUCCGCCAUGACAUUGUCCAUAGGCGACGGUGCAAACGACGUCGCCAUGAUCCAAGAAGCAAAUAUCGGGUGUGGCCUGCUGGGUCUUGAGGGUUCGCAAGCUGCAAUGUCGGCGGACUAUGCUUUCGCGCAGUUCCGCUUUUUAACCAAGCUGCUUCUCGUUCAUGGCCGCUGGUCAUACCAGCGAGUUGCGGAUAUGCACAGCAAUUUCUUCUAUAAGAACGUUAUCUGGACUUUCGCUAUGUUCUGGUUCCAGAUCUACAAUAAUUUCGACGCCACAUAUCUAUACCAAUACACCUUCAUCCUGCUGUACAAUUUGGUCUUCACCUCCUUGCCGGUCAUUGUCCUUGGAGCGUUCGAUCAGGAUAUUAAUGCGAAGGCGGCACUCGCAUUCCCACAGCUGUACAUCCGAGGUAUACGCGGGUUGGAAUACACUCGUUUAAAAUUUUGGAUGUACAUGCUGGAUGGCCUUUACCAAUCGGUUGUCGUCUUCUUCAUUCCAUACCUCGUCUGGACGCUGGGUCUGGCCGCCUCCUGGAAUGGCAAAGCAAUUGAAUCCAUUUCGGACUUCGGUACUACAGUCUCGGUGGCCGCGAUUUUUGCAGCGAACUUAUACGUAGGGAUGAACACUCGCUACUGGACAAUCAUUACUUGGAUUGUUGUCAUCGGAUCCUCGGUGGUGAUGGUACUUUGGAUCACCGUCUACUCCUUCUUUGACACCCCCAACUUCAACGAUGAAGUGGUCGUUCUCUUCGGUGAAAUCUCAUUCUGGGCGACCGUCCUCUUUUCCGUCGUAGUGGCUUUAGCCCCGAGAUUCGUAGUCAAGUUCCUCAAGAGCGCAUAUAUGCCUCUCGACAGGGACAUUGUUCGUGAGAUGUGGGUACUAGGUGACCUUAAGGAUCGCCUGGGCAUAGAGCACAGGCGUGGUAGAAAGCAACAUCGGGACAUGGAGAAGACACCUAUUUUCCACCAGCCGCACUAUCGUUCCGAGUCCGAGGUGUCGAGUGUUCAUAUCGAUGCCGUUUCAGCUGUCGUUCCUGCUCGUGACAAAGGCUACAGCGCCGACAGUCUCUCGCCACCGCCUUCAGCAUCUCCGAGCGGGCGGCCCUCCACUCAUGAAGCCUUCCACGAGGACGUCAACCGCAAUCAGAUGCUUGGAGUAUCUCCAAGGCCAGGGCUACCAUACCCAUCGCCGGAUGACAUGCGGCAUUCAUACUACUCUGCAUCUGAUAUCCCCGCACCUUCGCCGACGCCGCCCCUUAUCAGAUAUGACCACGCGCCUCCAAUGGCCUCAGUAUCUACGGAACUUGUGUCUACGCAUGCUGUCCCGACGGCGGAAGCAUGGCAGAGACCGCCACCGCCAACAGGAGCUGAGGCUUUUGAGAUGCAUGUACGAGCGCCAUCGGGCGGAUUGCAGAGUCCACCCAGCCCGUCACACCUGUAUCAAAUGCCUAGCGAUAGCUCGUACAUGACUGCGUACGAUUCGCAACCACCAGAUGAUGACAUGGCCCCUCGUCAUUCGGAAGAGCCCUCACAAGGCAGCGCAUACUACGGCCAAGCGAUUUAGACCAUUUUGACAUUCUGUGGAUGGUGUUAUACUGUGCAUCUGUACCUGGACUUCAUGCUCUAUUUAUCAUAUUGCUUAUCUUUGCAUGCUCUGACGGUCGGACUUGUACCCAGAGGUGGCUGGUUAUCGGUCUGCUCGAAUCCAAUCUUACACUCCGUCGACCUACCUCGUCCACUCCUUGCUCAUGUACCUUCUGUGCGCAAUAUUGUUACUCACAAUGUACUACUAUACAGAUUGAUUAAGUACUUCUGCAUCAUCAAGU